CCAUUGUGGAGUGAAUCACACACUUACACAAGCCUUGAAACCCCGGGCGGUUUUACUUCUCAGAUAGGCUUCUCACAACAGGUGGCUGGUUUGCACCGGGGCCUCUUGGAUUUCCCUUUCAAAAAUGGAGAAGAGAGAUCACAGCCACUGAAGGGGGGACCAUGAGAGGUGCAAAGGCAGGCACGCAUGAUGGUGGGGCACAGCGGUGGGGAGCUCAGUGCUGACUUCCCUGCUGGGCUGCUAGAUUUCCUGGAUGCGGGUCCUUAUGAAACAGCUUCUCCAUGGCAAGGGACAGCUGGUAAGAGUGACUGAAUCCAUCUGAUUGCUGAGAGCAAGAACGCGCAAACAACUUGUUUAGCCAUCCGACUAUAUAACCAGAGUUCUAAUUACACCAGCGCAGUAGAUGGGAUGCACGGUUAUGAAAUUCAGCUGAGGGGAACAAAACACACACACCCCAACAUGUGGGUCAGCAGACUCUAAGGUCCUCACCCUCAGUUAACCUUUCCGAACUGGUUCUUCCCAUCAAAGGGAUUGGCCAAGGAGUGUGAGGUGAAGAUCCUAAUGUGUGAAAAAUGAAGUCCCAGGAAACGAUACUUUGCUGUUUAAUGUUAUUCCUGGCCACAGAAUGUUCUCACUAUAGAUCCAAGGUGCGCAUCAAAGAUGGAGAUAAACAUCAACAUCCUGAAGGGAAACUCAAGACUGGAACGAUACAAGAGAAAUGCCGUGGACCUUGCCUCACUGCUUCCAACUGCAGCCAGCCUUGUGCUCAGCACUUUCGCGGAGAAAUAGGAUUUACGUGUCAUCAAAACAAGUGGCAAAAAUCAACUGAAACGUGUACAAGCUUAUCUGUGGAAACGUUCUUUAAGGACUUCAAUAGUGCAUUACGCCUUUCCGUAGCCGCAGCAUCCGUCCCUCUGUAUGUUCUUGACUUCCGAGCUCCAGAGCCCCUGGAGAGUGUAGCCCAAGGAAUCCGCAGGAACUGUCCAGUUGAUUACGCCUGCAUAAUUGAUGUUGUGAAAUCAUCAGAAGCCACGUCUGGAAACAUUGCAUUUAUAGUGGAGUUAUUACGAAAUAUUUCUACGGAUUUGUCCGACAAUGUUACCCCAGAGAAGAUGAAGAGUUAUAGUGAAGUGGCCAACCACAUCCUCGAUACAGCAGCCAUUUCAAAUUGGGCUUUCAUUCCAGACAAAAAUACCAGCUCGGAUUUUUUGCAGUCAAUGAAUCUGUUUGCAAGGCAACUCCACAUCCACGAGGAUUCUGAGAACAUUGCAGAUGAACUCUUCAUUCAGACAAAGGGGUUUCACAUCAACAAUGAUACCUCAGAGAAAAAGUUCAACUUCUCUACGAGCAUGAACAAUAUGACAGAGGGUAUCAUAGGAAUGAUAGAAAUUCCCAGGCAAGAGCUGUGGAAGUUGCCACCAAAUGCAUCCCAAGCCAUUAGCAUAGCUUUUCCCACCUUGGGGGCCAUACUGAGAGAAGUCCACCUGCCGAACGUGAGUCUUCCUAGACCUGUAAAUGGUCUCGUCCUUUCAGUGAUUUUACCAGAAAGAUUGAAGCAAGUCUUACUCACCUUUGAGAAGAUCAAUAAAUCCCAGAAUGCCCGGGCCCAGUGUGUUGGCUGGCACUCCAGGAAAAGGAGGUGGGACGAAAAUGUGUGUGAAACCACGCUGGAGAUCAUGAACAAAGUAAAAUGCCAGUGUAACUACACCGGCAUGGUGAUGUCCUUUUCCAUUCUGAUGUCCCCCAAAUCUGUUGACAGCAAAGUCCUGGACUACAUCACCUGCAUUGGGCUCAGCAUCUCCAUCUUUAGCUUGAUUCUUUGCCUGAUCAUUGAAGCCGCUGUGUGGUCCCGGGUGGUUGUGACGGAGAUAUCCUACAUGCGUCACGUGUGCAUCGUCAACAUAGCUGUGUCGCUCCUGAUUGCUAACGUGUGGUUCAUCAUAAACUCUAACUUUCACAAAAAGGCCCAGGACUCCAAAUGGUGUGUCGCACUGACAUUUUUCAGCCACCUUUUCUACCUCUCUCUGUUUUUCUGGAUGUUCUUCAAAGCACUGCUUAUCAUCUAUGGGAUAUUGGUUGUUUUCCGUAGGAUGAUGAAGUCCCGCAUGAUGGCCAUCGGCUUUGCCAUUGGCUACGGGUGCCCGUUGGUCAUUGCUGGCACCACAGUUGCUAUCACAGUCCCGGAGAAAGGCUACAUGAGACCCGACGCCUGCUGGCUUAACUGGGACAACACCAAAGCCCUUUUGGCAUUUGCCAUCCCAGCCUUGGUCAUUGUGGCCGUGAACCUUGUGGUGGUUUUGGUUGUUGCUGUCAACACUCAGAGGCCCUCUAUUGGCAGUUCCAAGGCUCAGGAUCUGGCCAUAAUUAUGAGGAUCAGCAAAAAUGUUGCCAUCCUUACCCCAUUGCUGGGACUGACCUGGGGUUUUGGAAUAGCCACGCUUAUAGAAGGCACUUCCUUGAUAUUCCAUAUAAUCUUUGCCCUGCUCAAUGCCUUCCAGUCCCUCAUACUUCGGUUGAAUUUUGCCACAGGGAUUCUUCAUCCUGCUGUUUGGAACCAUCAUGGACCACAAGAUAAGAGAUGCUUUGCGGAUGAGGAUGUCUUCACUGAAGGGGAGAUCAAGGGCAGUAGAGAAUGCAUCAUUAAGCCCAACCAAUGGAUCUAAAUUAAUGAAUCGGUGAAAAUGACAGGCCGCUCCAUUCCUCAUGGACGUUCCCUGUCUUGGACUGAGAGUUGAGGUCUGGGAGAGGGAGACUGGAAUGCAGGGACAACCCGUGCUUUCCCGGAAGACUUUCUCUUCUUGCCAGACGUGACAGUUAAGCUGUCAGGGUGAAAAUGUUUGCUGAGGAAAAAGAAUACCGUUUGGUGAUGGGCCUUCAAGGAGGUAGAACCACUGACUCUGCCCAUGACUUGCAAGAGCCCGGCUUCUUGAUCAGCCUUGGCAAGAUUAAGUCAAAGAGACAUUUUCUGACCUGCUGAACACGCCUGGGGCUCUACUGGACAUUGUGUGCUUUCACUCCUAAAGCCUGCUCUGUGGCUCCAUAGGCCCUGUCAUUGUCACUCUGGAGAGAUCCUGGGCACUUUGGGGGACGGGAGUUAGAUC
Molecule: messenger RNA, 3101 nt
Organism: Neofelis nebulosa (Clouded leopard)
Lineage: Eukaryota; Metazoa; Chordata; Mammalia; Carnivora; Felidae
Product: adhesion G protein-coupled receptor F4-like
Exons: 11
Coding region: 573-2663 (696 amino acids)
Biological process (GO): G protein-coupled receptor signaling pathway; cell surface receptor signaling pathway
Cellular component (GO): membrane
Molecular function (GO): G protein-coupled receptor activity
Source: RefSeq, a predicted model, not a curated record